This is a messenger RNA of Lotus japonicus, 1475 nucleotides long. RefSeq names its product dof zinc finger protein DOF3.6-like. Bases 159 to 1226 code for a protein of 355 amino acids. Lineage: Eukaryota; Viridiplantae; Streptophyta; Magnoliopsida; Fabales; Fabaceae. The transcript is spliced from 2 exons. Gene Ontology annotation, molecular function: DNA-binding transcription factor activity; DNA binding. Gene Ontology annotation, biological process: regulation of DNA-templated transcription. The record is from RefSeq and is a predicted model, not a curated record.
CCCUAGCUUCUUUCUUUGUUGCUUUCUCUCCUCUAUCUGAAGCUCGCCCACACACUACUCUUUCUCUCUCUCUACCAUGUUGAUGUGAUUCUCUCCCCAUCUCCCAAAACCCACCACCAUCAAACCUUUACAAAAAGAGAAAGCACCAAGAGAGAACCAUGGUUUUUACUUCCAUACCAGUAGCUUAUCUUGAUGCAGCCAACUGGCACCAACAGCAACCAAAUCAUCAACCUGGAAACAACAAUUCCACCUCUCAGCAGCGGCUUCCUCCACCGCCUCCACCUCCACCACCACCCCAUGGAGCCGGUGGCACCGGCUCAAUCAGGUGGGAAUGGAUAGCAGAGAGAGCAAGGAUGGCCAACAGGCCUAAGCCGGAGACUGCACUGAAAUGCCCACGUUGCCAUUCCACCAACACAAAAUUCUGCUAUUAUAACAAUUACAGCUUCUCUCAGCCACGCUACAUAUGCAAGGCCUGCAGUAGGUACUGGACCAGCGGGGGCACCUUGAGAGACGUCCCCGUCGGCGGCGGCUACCGGAAGAACAAGAGAGGCAAAGUAGGCAGCAGCAGCAGCACCAUGAAGUCCCCGGCGAGCUCUGACCGCCAAACGGGGAGUACUAGUUUUAACAAGUCUGUGUCCUCCACCGGUGGCGGCCAUGCUGAAGGCCUCUCUCCCCAGGUGCCACAAGUGAUGUUCAUGGCUCCGUUGCAUCAUCAAUUCUCGGAGUUUGGAAGUGGAGAUAUGAUGGGGUUAAACUAUGGCCUCAGGUAUUGCCCCAUUUCCGGUCCAAUGGGAGGAGGAAUAGGGGACCUUGGUUUCCAGAUAGGAAGUGGUUUAGGUGGUGGUGGCGGCAACCAUGGUGGCGGGGGUGGUGUGCCACAAAUGCAGCAAUUCCCUUUCUUGGCUGGUUUGGAAGGUUCACUGGUUGGUUUGUACCACCACCCUUUUGAAGGCAGUGUUCAUCAUCAUGAGGUAAUUGGAUAUGGUUCCGGUGGUGGUCAUGGGGUGAGCCAUUUGAGGCCAAAGGUUUCAACUUCUGGGUUGAUGACUCAAUUUGCUUCAGUGAAAAUGGAAGGUAGUAGAGAACUUAAUAAUUUGUCAAGCCCCUUCUUGGGGACCAAUAAUAUUAAUCCCCCAAGUGAACAAUAUUGGAGCGGUACUAAUUCUGCAGAUUGGACUGAUAUUAUUGGUUUUAGCUCUUCUUCUACAACUAGCAACCAAAUGUAGAGUUUUUCAGAUUCUGUGAAGCUUCAGCUGGUACUUUUGAUUAGUAUGGCUUUCAUUAACCUAGCUAAGACAUGAAUUCUUAUCCAACUCCUAUGAAGUGCUUUGAGAUGAAUGGUUAUGUAUGAUGAGUGCUUUUUUUAAGUUUUCGUGUAUAUAUAUCUUCAUGACUCACUUGCUAGUCAAAUUGAGCUAUGGGGAAGAGUAAAUUAAGCGACUUUGUGUUAGCAAUAAAAUAAGGUUGUGUCUUUC